This is a messenger RNA of Monopterus albus (swamp eel), 4419 nucleotides long. RefSeq names its product V-set and transmembrane domain containing 2A (gene vstm2a). Gene Ontology annotation, cellular component: membrane. NCBI's taxonomy places the organism in Eukaryota, Metazoa, Chordata, Actinopteri, Synbranchiformes, Synbranchidae. The transcript has 5 exons. Bases 329 to 1039 code for a protein of 236 amino acids. The record is from RefSeq and is a predicted model, not a curated record.
GGAUGAGGACUACAUUUUGCAGAGGUGUGGAGUGUGUGGAUGCCACAGUGAGCCACUAGACUGACGUCUCACCGAUAGCGCAGACGAAGACCGCAGCCUGGCUAUUUUACACACUUCGCUACAGCCAAGCAGUCGACAAUCUCGUCAGGAGAGAAGAGAGUACAAACUUAAGCAACGACAGUUUUGCAGCAUGUUCUACCUUCGACGAUUUCCGUUUAAACACACCCGCUCAGCAAUCGUUUGAUUUUGCUGGUGUUCGGCUAUUUUUUGGAAAGCUUCGUCCUUUCACCCCUCGGCAAAUGCAAAAAACCUCGCCCUCUAUAUUGGAAUGAUGUGGACCUUUCAUGAUAUUGUUGGAAUUGUUUUUUUAGCUGGAUUUUGUGUGCAACUCGGAUUCUCCUUUGAAGGUCACUUCACGGAUCUGCCCUCCAACAUGACGGUUAAAGAGGGACAAAACAUUGAAAUGGCGUGUGCUUUCCAGAGCGAAGCUGCAUCGGUGUAUUUGGAGAUCCAGUGGUGGUUCGUGAAGGCACCAGAACCCAAUGAAAGCGAGGAGGACAUCGAUGCUGAAGAGAUGGAGAUAUUAGCGGAACCUGAUCCUGAUGACGAGGGGACAAAAAUAAGUACAGUGAAAGUCCAGGGCAAUGACAUCUCACACAAGCUGCAGAUCUCCAGAGUCAGCAAGAGUGAUGAAGGACUGUACGAGUGCCGGGUGACACGAGCUAACUAUGGAGAAAUUGUGGAGUACAAAGCUCAAGCCUGGCUCAAGGUCAACACAACAGCCAGGCCACGACGACCACUGCCACCUCCCAAGAAGAGCUCUCCACUGCACCUGACAGACAAGAAGCCAAGAAAGUCCACCUCACCUCUGGGCCAGGAUAGCAUGAGUUCAGACCAGAGGACAGCCUCCACUUCCACCUCUCACACAGCCUCCAAUACAGCUAAACACAACCCCGGUUCAGGUGCAAGAAUAUCAUCCAGCCAUGGACUAGCCGUCCUUCUUCUGGUGUGUGGUUUGGUGAGGCAUGCCUUGUUAUAAUGUGAAGAACUAAUAUGGUUUGUGGCCAGAUCUCUCUCUCUCUCUCCCUCUCUCUCUCUCUCUCUCUUUGUGUCUGUCUGUUUACUCUCAAAGUGAACGAGAAAAUUGCCUGUACCCCUGCCAUCCCGCCCCACCCUGCAAAAUAGACAACAUAGUUUGUCCUCAUUGCCCAGCCACUAGGACUCUCCAACACAUUUUUAGCCACUGAAAAUACCUUUAAAUCUGUUGGAUUACCUUUUGUAAAGAUUUCGACUUGACACCAUCUGAAGUUCAACGUUCCCCUGUAAAAAUGGACUCUGAUCUUGCUGGAUAAUUCUCAUGGAAGACAUUGUUAUGUUUCUCUGUUCCACUUCAUGUGCUUAUUGCUCAAAAGUGAACAAGAAAAAAAGAGCAUCUACAUUUGUGUAAAAUAGCAGUUUUUGUUUGUUUGUUUGUUUUGUUUGCUUGGUGUUUUGGAGAAACACUUGACAGUUUCUGUCUGUGCUGUAUACAUGGCUGUGGAACUCCAUUGUGAGUAGGCACCCUGGCCCUCUCAAUGAAACAAAAUAUAUUAAAGUACAUGUUAAUUUAGACCUAAAAUCAAUGAUCCGGUUAAAAACAAAAGGUUAAACUAUUCAUUUUUCAAUGGCAUUGGUCAUCCAAAUUUUCUAAUUUGAAUCAUUUUAUAUCUUGUUAGUGAUACAUGUACAGGUGUGCAUGCUUUUUGGUCUGAAGUUUUAAAAAAAGCGGAACAAACACUACCAAUCAAAAGUUUGGACACAUUUUCCUCUUCAGUUCAAUGAGAAAAGGAGUCCAAAAGUUUAACUGAUUGUGUACGUGAUUUGAACUACAUAAGUCAACAGUUGAAGUUCAUUGUUACUGCUAGUUAAAUUUAGCUUUUAUUUUAAUGUGCUAGCUUUGGUGUGAAAAAACUAAUUGUCAAUUGUUAUUUGAAUCUAUACUGCAUCUUCAAUAGGAAUAAAAAGCAAGAGUCACAAUUUAAGACUCUGUCAAAAUCCUACUAUGUGACCACUGGAUCAUUACAUUAAAUUGCCCUGCACCACUUUUUAAAUGCUUUAGCUGCUGUGUAUUUCCCUGUUAUGUCUCAUUCUUACAGAGGGUGAAUGAGUAUUUACCCAUUGUGGAUUAUGAGUAGUGCUAGUUUGUAUUUUGUUAAUGCUAACACACAAGGACACAUACACACAUUUACAGGUAGAUGUUAUAGUGGCUGGAUGAUGACAUGAGAUGCAGUGCAAAAGAGAGUAGACUCGCUCAUCAUCAUUAUGUUUGGCAGAAAGAAUUUAGUUCUCACAGUAAUAUAUUUUUAGCUUUAUCUUCAGAUAUACCAGAGAUUUUUAUGCACACAGAGCAUUUAUAAGCAAAACGCUUUGACAAUCUGACACAAACACAGGCUUACUGUAGGUGUUGUUUGGUUUUAUGGUGAAACAACUCCUAUGUUCAGAUCACUACUAUGAUACAGUAUAAUCUCCAGAAUAAAUGGGAUUCUUUUGUUGUUAACUUUUGAGCUGAAAAGGAAAUUAUACCCAUCCAUCAAAAAUGCUGUUGUUUCACUGAGAUAUUUAAACUAGUUGAUUUGUGUCCAGAAUCAUACUAUACAUGAAUGUUAUCCACAAAUGUAAACAGCUGCCAGUGCAGCAGCUGUUUUAUUUUAGUAGACACUGAACCUCUAAGCACACAGUAAUUUUUUUGCUCAACUGAUGCCCAAAAUUUACACCAACAUUAAGGUAUACAAACAUAAAGCAUGAUUAUCUAGUUUCUCAAGUAUUGUAUAAUCUAACAUCCAUACAUACAGUAACAUACAUAAUUAUUGUGCUGUGCAUUUUCAAAAAGCAAAUCACUUUGAGCUUUUAUUCCACUGUGCAGAUAAAGCAAAAAUCUCCCCUCUGUAGUUGUACUGCAUUCUGGAAAAAAAAGGCAGGGAAACCUGUCAAUUCAGCAUUGAGGUUAAAGGAUUCAAAGGCUGAGAGAGCAUGUCAUGUUUUGGGAUCAGACCAGAGCCAUCUCCUGAUCAGCAGCUUCCAUCUGUGUAUACAACAUCUGGGGGACAAUAGAGGGCAACCCUGUCUUAACCCUCAAGUUAAAUAGCUGCAGGGUAUAUUGGAGAGUUAACGCAGCAUCACUGUCAUAUCCAUGCCACUCUGCUUUGACUGGAAAUCAAUUACUGCAUUUUGAAAUGAGACAUGUUACGGAAUGUGGUUCAGAUUACUUAGUUUGUCGAAAACAAGUACGGAUUAUUUUAAGCACUGAGAAUGAGAUUUGGAUUUUGAUUCUUUUGGAAUUAUGUUCAAGCACUUCGGAGAGAGCGUGCACAGUUUGAGCAGACAUUUAUUCAACUCAUGUAAAAAGUUACAGAUCUGUAAAAACUGUAAAUAAAAUAAUCAGCAUGUUAACUUUUUUUUUUAAAUCAAAUUAAAAAGGCAGAGGCCAGUGAUGUUCUGUACUUGUAACAAUGUUGUCAAGUGUUAAGUCCAAAGUUGCUCUUCAUUUCUUCAAAAUGAACUUGAAAUCAUAUUUAACAAAAAAUAUAUAUCUAAAUACAUUAGAAACUUCUUUAUAAAGCUUUCAUUCUAAUCUAAGGGGACUCACUUAAUGCUGGGUCUUUGCAACAUAUUGAAUAACAAAGAAUUAUUGGCAUCGUGAUUAAAAUGACAUUGUGAUCAGAGUGAUGAAAAAUGAUGCUUGGUAAAAGACUAAGUCUUGAGUUUGGGCUUUGAUGGAGGCUGAAAUGUUUACAAGCAUCAAGGUCUCUGUUACCAAAGAGGAGAACAGUUCACAGUGCUACAUUGCUAUAGUAGCAGUUCCGUCAUCCAGGGAUGUUAUUUCAGAAACAUCACACAACCACUUUUAUGUUUUGCUACUCACCCAUUCUAGAUGUAUUUGCUUCUUCUAAUGUAUUUCAUUUCAGUGCAGUCUUGUCUGUUUGUUGAGCUUUCAAAAAUUCUGAUGAAUUAUAAUUUUCUUUUCUUUGGUAUUGUGUGAGGCUUCUGUACUGGAACAUUUCAACUGUUUGUAUUAUAAUGAAAAUAUCAGAAUAAUAUUUAAAUAAACCAUUUUCACAGAUGAAAUUCAAACAGUGAGGGAUUCCAUCUGUCUGGCUGGUGAGUUUUAUGGUGUGUGUGUGGAGAAAUUGCUGACGGUGCCAAACACUGGCCCAGUUUUCAAAUCAGAGAAAAAAAGUUACUUUUGUGUGAGCUUAAUCACUUUUGAUAGUACUUCUGCACAAAAUCAGAGCAGCCUUCAUUUAAACAGCCACUAGAUACUGAGCAAUGGAAAACACUGCACGUGAUUAGAAACAUAUAAAAUUUAAUAAGUAUUGCCUGACCACAGUAUGUAUGAUUACUGUGUGUAUUUCUGUUGAUUGCCAUAAUUUUGUGAUUUUU